Molecule: messenger RNA, 2220 nt
Organism: Wasmannia auropunctata (little fire ant)
Lineage: Eukaryota; Metazoa; Arthropoda; Insecta; Hymenoptera; Formicidae
Gene: Gdi
Product: rab GDP dissociation inhibitor beta
Exons: 5
Coding region: 386-1714 (442 amino acids)
Biological process (GO): small GTPase-mediated signal transduction; vesicle-mediated transport; protein transport
Cellular component (GO): cytoplasm
Molecular function (GO): Rab GDP-dissociation inhibitor activity
Source: RefSeq, a predicted model, not a curated record
UCGCCGUCGCUGCCGCCGCCGUCACCGUCGACAGAGCAGAGCGAGCGAAAGAGCUUGGUCUUCCUUCCGUUCCGCGCCACGUCGUGCCGUGCCGUGCUGUGCCGUGCCGUGCUGGCCGUGUCACCGUGCAGUGGUCGUGUCAACGUAGCAAUCGCGUAGCGGAGGCAGCGUAUUCUCGGUCGUCGCGACGUCGUGGAACACGCGGGGCCAGGCGAGAACGAGAGAGAGAGAGAGAGUGAGAAAGGAAGAGAGAACGUAAACCGCGAGGGAGUUCGCGAGCAGUACACUCGGCGUUCACGUCGCUGCGACAAGACUCCGCGGACAGGACUCGAGCCACCGCUUUUCCUCCUUCCCCUCGGCCGCCAGUUUCCCGCCCGGCGCGAACAUGAAUGAGGAGUACGACGCGAUCGUCCUCGGCACCGGCCUGAAGGAGUGCAUCCUCUCGGGCAUGCUCUCCGUCAGCGGCAAGCGGGUGCUGCACAUCGACCGCAACAAGUACUACGGCGGCGAGUCGGCCUCCAUCACGCCCCUCGAGGACCUGUUCAGCAAGUUCAAGGCUCCAUCGCCGGACGAGAGCUACGGCCGCGGUCGGGAUUGGAAUGUUGACUUGAUACCCAAAUUCCUGAUGGCAAAUGGUCUUCUCGUCAAGCUGCUCAUUCACACGGGCGUGACACGUUACUUGGAGUUCAAGUCGGUCGAGGGCUCGUAUGUGUACAAGUCGGGCAAGAUCUCGAAGGUGCCGAUCGACCAGCAGGAGGCCCUGUCCAGCGACCUGAUGGGCCUGUUCGAGAAGCGGCGGUUCCGCAGCUUCCUCAUAUGGGUGCAGAACAUGCAGGAGGACGAUCCUAAGACGUGGGAUGGCUUCGAUCCCUUCAACAACACAAUGAGCGCACUGUACAGCAAGUUCAGCCUGGAUAAGAACACGCAGGACUUCACUGGACACGCGUUAGCGUUGUACAGGGAUGAUGACUACAUAGGCCAAACCGCGAUAACCACCAUCAGAAGAAUUAAACUAUAUAGUGAUAGUUUAGCGCGAUAUGGAAAAUCGCCGUAUCUCUAUCCAAUGUAUGGUCUGGGUGAACUUCCCCAGGGAUUCGCCCGUCUUAGCGCUAUUUACGGCGGCACAUACAUGCUGGACAAGCCGAUUGACGAAAUCGUCAUCAAGGACGGCAAGGUGGUCGGCGUCCGUUCCGGCGAUGAGGUAGCUCAAUGCAAACAAGUUUUUUGUGAUCCCACGUACGUAUCUGAUCGCGUGAAGAAGGUCGGUCAAGUGAUAAGAUGCAUAUGUCUCAUGGAUCAUCCUAUACCAAGCACAGCUGACGCAUUGUCUACGCAAAUCAUCAUUCCUCAGAAGCAGGUUGGUCGUAAUUCUGACAUAUACGUGUCUCUCGUGUCGCACACUCACCAAGUCGCGGCAAAGGGCUGGUUCAUCGCCAUGGUCUCGACCACGGUGGAGACAAAGAAUCCGGAGGUCGAGAUCAAGCCCGGCCUGGAUCUGCUCGGCCCGGUCAAGCAGAAGUUUAUCAGCAUCUCCGAUUACAUGGUGCCGGUGGACGACGGUCUCAACAGCCAGAUAUUCAUAUCCACCAGCUACGACGCUACCACGCACUUCGAGACCACCUGCUUAGACGUGCUCGACAUAUUCAAGCGCGCCACCGGCGAGGAGUUCGACUUCAACAAGGUCAAGCACGAACUCGGCGAUGAGGAUCAGUAACCGUAAUCACGGAAUGCGCGCGUGCAUGUACAUCACACGACAUUAUCGGGGAAAUCAAAGCGCCCAGUGUAUUUGCGUAUUCGAGUAGAAAGGAAAAAACCAUCGCUCGACGAUUGCCGACCGCGUCGGCAUGCGACAGUGUCUCAAGGCAGAUGUCCCACGGAACAAGUCACGCUGCGAGCAGACCUGUGCCUAAUUAUGUAGGUUUCUCUUUGAUAGAGAAUGAAAAACGGAAGGCAAAGCUGGCUAAAAAUCUCUCUAUCAAACUUCUCUCUGUUUCACUACCCUCCUCAUCCUGUUCCUACACGACAGAGUCUUGUCCGAAGCGCACGAAUUCUCCACACUCACACGGAAAAGAACUCUCGGACUCUAUUUCUACGAUUUCGGACACCGGAUUAUAUAAGGUUAGAUCCUCUUAUAAAUUUAUAUUUUACACGAAACAUGAAUCCAAUCUGCCAAUACAGAUUUAAACGGAGAUGAAUAAUAAAGAAAGGAAAUAAAGGUAA